CAACGGCUACGUGGUUUCUGUGGGCAGCUGCGGAGGUGUCGUCUUCCUCACCGACCGACGACGGAAGAGAGGUUUUGAUGGUCUUCCUGUAAUUUUCACAAAUUCUAAUGCCCAUUUCCGCCAACUCGAUUCUCGUUUUUCCCUAUAAAUAGAUCCCGUCUAUGUGCGUGCCCGCGCAAGAUACUCAGCUCACAUAUUGCUGGUUUACGCUUUUCUCUCUACUGUUCGAAUCCCGAAAAAUCACCCAAGGAAACCUACAUUCACUGAAAUCGUAGAAUUCUGUGAGUUGUAGUCAUCAGGUGUGUUUUUGAGUAUUUCAUGUGUAAAUAGCUGCAUUGAGGUCGAUGAUUUUCUUGAAUUUAUUACAGUUUCAAGCUUUUGGACGGUGUGUUUUGCCCGGGGAUUUUGGAUUGCCGCUAAGAUCAGCUGUUGAAGAUUUGAUCGAGGCUUCGUCAGGGAUUCAUUUCUCUGGAUUUCAUUUAGAAAAUACAGAUCCAAGCGCUUCAGAACUUGAGAGGUCAACUACUUCUGCAACUGAAAAUGUCUUGCAACCCUUUGUUAUAGGAGUUGCUGGAGGUGCAGCAUCUGGGAAGACUUCAGUUUGUGAUAUGAUUAUUGAACAGCUUCACGAUCAGCGUGUUGUACUUGUUAACCAGGAUUCGUUUUAUCACAAUUUGACGCCAGAGGAAUUUAAAAAAGUUCAUGAAUACAACUUUGACCAUCCUGAUGCGUUCGACACAGAGCAACUGUUGUGCAUAAUGGAGAAGUUAAAACAUGGUCAGGCGGUAGACAUUCCAAGAUAUGACUUCAAGAGUUAUAAAAAUGAUAUCUUCCCUGCUCGAAGAGUAAAUCCCUCGGAUGUUAUUAUUUUAGAAGGAAUACUCAUCUUUCAUGAUCUGCGUGUUCGAGAUUUGAUGAAUAUGAAGAUAUUCGUAGAUACAGAUGCUGAUGUACGCCUGGCUAGGAGAAUAAGGCGUGAUACAGUAGAAAAGGGAAGAGAUAUUGGUAUGGUGCUUGAUCAGUACUCAAAGUUUGUAAAGCCUGCUUUCGACGAUUUUAUACUUCCAACAAAGAAGUAUGCUGACAUUAUCAUUCCUCGUGGAGGAGACAAUCAUGUUGCUAUUGACUUGAUUGUCCAACAUAUACGGACUAAACUUGGUCAACAUGAUCUUUGUAAAAUCUAUCCUAAUUUAUAUGUUAUUCAGUCAACUUUUCAGAUACGCGGAAUGCACACACUCAUACGCGAUUCUCAGUCAACAAAACAUGAUUUUGUCUUUUAUUCUGACCGUUUGAUCCGACUGGUGGUUGAGCACGGUCUUGGGCAUCUUCCAUUCACAGAAAAGCAGGUGAUCACUCCUACGGGAUCCGUGUACACUGGAGUAGACUUCUGUAAGAGACUAUGUGGUGUCUCUAUAAUCAGAAGUGGUGAAAGCAUGGAAAAUGCCUUGCGCGCAUGUUGUAAAGGAAUCAAAAUUGGCAAAAUUCUUAUUCAUAGAGAAGGGGACAACGGUCAGCAGCUGAUAUACGAAAAACUCCCAACAGACAUCUCAGAUAGACAUGUCUUGUUAUUGGAUCCAAUUUUGGGCACAGGCAAUUCAGCUGUUCAAGCUAUUUCCCUACUUAUAAAGAAGGGUGUACCAGAGUCCAACAUCAUAUUCCUUAACCUCAUCUCUGCACCUCAAGGAGUACACGUGGUCUGCAAACAUUUCCCUCGAGUAAAGAUUGUGACAUCUGAGAUUGAAAUCGGUCUGAAUGAUGAUUACCGUGUCAUCCCUGGCAUGGGCGAGUUUGGGGACCGAUACUUUGGCACAGAUGACGAUUGAACUCCAAACUGUGGCAAUACUGCCUUACAAUAUACGAACAAACAAAAGUUCGAAACAAGAUUGUCCCCGGUGAUAAUUAGCAGCUCAGCUUGGACAUUUGACAUGAUUUUUGAAGCGAUUUUGACAAUUGUAUUCAGGAUUACUUGAUUUUGGGUCAUAAUAAGAAUUGCUUAGAGGUGGAUGAAAUGAUCACCCAACUCCAUAAUACUCGAUGUAUCGUUGGACAUGGACACUAUCUAUCUUGUCGUGCAUGGAUAGAUAGAUAGAUACCCAUUCCUCUUCCAAUUUUGUUGCUCAUAUAUGUGGUUGAGUGGAUGAGCUGAUGAAAUACGAGACCGUUUUUCACUAAGCCCAUUUCAGCUUGUGAUCAUAUUCGUUUU
Messenger RNA from Sesamum indicum (sesame), 2203 nucleotides. The record is from RefSeq and is a predicted model, not a curated record. NCBI's taxonomy places the organism in Eukaryota, Viridiplantae, Streptophyta, Magnoliopsida, Lamiales, Pedaliaceae.